This is a messenger RNA of Diaporthe citri, 1134 nucleotides long. RefSeq lists its product as uncharacterized. The record is from RefSeq and is a predicted model, not a curated record. Lineage: Eukaryota; Fungi; Ascomycota; Sordariomycetes; Diaporthales; Diaporthaceae. Bases 1 to 1134 code for a protein of 377 amino acids. The transcript has 4 exons.
AUGGCGUUCACAUACAAUCCUCUGGUCGAGAUGUGGACGCUCUAUGUUAUAGGGUCCGUCGUGAUCUUCGCGAGAUGCAUCACUCGAUGGAAAAUGGUUGGGUUUGAAGGGUUUAAACCCGAUGACUAUAUCAUUUGGUUCUCAUGGGUUGUCUACACUGUAAUGUCAGUAGCGGCCGACAUAUGUGGCCGACAUGCAGACCUUUAUACGCUGUCCCUGGAACAGCGCAAGACUAUUACCGAAGAGGAUGCUGAACCCUAUAUCUGGGUUACUCAAUGGUUUUGUGCUGGCGUUGCGACAUACAUUGUCUUCAUCUGGUCUCUCAAGUUCAACAUGCUCUUUUUCUAUCAGCGAGUUGUGGACGGACUAAGAGUCGACAAGUUCAUUAAGCCCAGCUUGGUUCUUGUUUCUUGCACCUUCAUCUCGAUCAUAUGCAUACUGUUCGCUUCUUGUCGACCUUACUAUAGGAUGUGGACGAUGUAUCCGGAUCAGGGAGCGAAUUGCGAGCCCCAAGCGGAGAUUUAUAUGCUCCCUGCGCUCAUCAUGAACAUUUUUACCGACCUUUGCAUCAUGGCUAUACCUGCUCCAGCCAUCCUGACUGUGAGGACCACCAUCCAGCGCAAGAUAAGUCUUGUCAUCCUCUUCUCAGCCGGCAUCUUCGUUAUGAUCGCUGCCAUCCUACGAGUGUCUAUGGUCUUGGUAGGAGGUGAUGGCGGAACAGCGGCUAUCUGGUCGUGCCGGGAGGAUUUUGUUGCCAUUUGUGCCGGCCAGGCCCCCAUCUUACGUCCCCUGUUCACAAAACGAUUCUGGACGGGAGAAAUGUCUUACGGACGUUCUGGGCAAUCCAAAUCAACCAUACCAAACCAGAGCGGUAACGACGCGUUCGAGAUGGGCACGGCUCGCAAGGGCACGAUCCAUGGCUCAAGGAAUGACAUGAGCAAGAAAGGCAACGAUGUCACUAUAUUCUCAACACACGGGAGAGAUAGUGAUGGCGACUCAAGUGACAGGAUAAUCAACGCCGGCGGCGGCAUUGUGGUGAAUACCUGGGUGGGCGUCGAGUCCGAGACUACUGUAAGCCGGGUCGCAGAGCCUACAAGCCACAACCCGUCUUACCGGGAUGGACCACACCCUUAG